UGUUCCCAUGGCGCUCGAAUGGGUUGUGCUUGGAUACGCCGCCGCCGCCGAGGCCAUUAUGGUGCUCCUCCUCACCGUUCCUGGCCUCGACGGCCUCCGUAAAGGUUUGAUCGCCGUACCCCGAAAUUUGCUCAAGCCCUUCCUCUCCGUCGUCCCGUUUUGCCUCUUCUUGCUCAUGGAUAUCUACUGGAAGUACGAGACUCGCCCUAGUUGCGAGGCUGACUCCUGCACCCAAACGGAGUACCUCCGACACCAGAAGUCCAUCGUGAAGAGCCAGCGCAAUGCCCUCCUCAUUGCCGCCGCUUUGGUCUUCUAUUGGCUCCUCUACUCCGUCACCAAUCUCGUUGUUAAGAUUGAGCAGUUGAAUCAGAGGGCGGAGCGCUUGAAGAAUCGGGAUUGAGUCCUCUCAUGAUUGGCAAUUAGCGAGUCAAUCAGGGUUUGGAGUGUAUAACUCUCUUUUCGUGUGUUAUAAUGGAUACCAUUUCUUUCAAUGUGUGUGUUCUUUUUCAUUAAUUUUCAAAUUUUGACUACUAUUGUUUCAAUGGUAGUUUUGCUUGUCCAACAUUCUCUUUUUGGUUGAUUAUCUUGGUUACGAUAUGUUUGAAACUUCAUAA
Molecule: messenger RNA, 614 nt
Organism: Neltuma alba
Lineage: Eukaryota; Viridiplantae; Streptophyta; Magnoliopsida; Fabales; Fabaceae
Exons: 1
Coding region: 8-400 (130 amino acids)
Biological process (GO): endoplasmic reticulum to Golgi vesicle-mediated transport; intracellular protein transport
Cellular component (GO): endoplasmic reticulum membrane; endoplasmic reticulum
Source: RefSeq, a predicted model, not a curated record